AUGCCAUCAAGCCGCCCCAAACGUAAGAAUGAAAACUUGGACAAACCUAUACUAAUCAAGAAGAAGCGCGCUGCAUCUGGCGAACCCUCAAGCCCUCUGCCCCUAACUAAGCGCCAGAAAGAAGACCCUGCAAUCAUCGAAGCCCGCCACAAGGCCGAAAGAAAAGAGGCCAAAGCAGCAGCCAAGAAGAACUGGGAAGCCUGGGUUGAAGAAAAUGACCAUGAAGGCAUGCUCUUGCCCAGCGAGCCCGCAAAAGACGAAGGCAUUACCCAAACAGACAGUGUUAAGCACUACGGCCUCAAGCCCGCCGAUCUAGUCACCCUCUUGCAUUUCGAGAAGAAGAGUCCAAUGCAUUCAGACGAGGAUACAUCGUCGGAACAUGGAACCCCUGAGAAAGAGGAGACGCCAGAGGAGAGGUGGGCCGAAUACACCAGGACACACUCACUUACCUUGGACACCACGGACGGCAGGCUCAACGAAGAACCGACGAUAUCUAUCAAUCGAAGGGACGGCCGUGUUAAGUACGACAUCACGGGUCAAGAAUGGGAUUGUCUGCCCUUCUUUCUUAAGACUGUUGCAUAUGGUGUCAGGAUGAAGGUGUACAAGGAAAGUGAGGUCAAGCUACUGGGGUACAGGAAAAUGGCUGUACUGGCUGGCGGAGAUAAGCUGUGCGAUUUCGAUGAAUUGUUGCUCCUGAAAAUGGGAGAGCAGCUAUUCGAGGAGCGGGAGAGCAGAUUGAGGGAUAUUGGGAGAAGAUUCGAUGAGCAGAAGAGGGAAUCAGAGGAGUGCAAGAAAGGAUGGGUGGAGUAG
Molecule: messenger RNA, 810 nt
Organism: Pyrenophora tritici-repentis Pt-1C-BFP
Lineage: Eukaryota; Fungi; Ascomycota; Dothideomycetes; Pleosporales; Pleosporaceae
Source: RefSeq, a predicted model, not a curated record